GGCGGCGUUGCUAAGCAACCGCACAGUUUGGCUAACACUAGACCAGCAGGACUCCUACACUCCCCGCCUCGGAGUAGCUUGGAAAGCCAGAUAGCGCCAAGGGCAUGUCGUCAGAGAUGCUGGUGCGGUUCGGAAGGCGCUCUGGACAGGCGAAGGAAAACACAGAAAUAAAGAACUCUGAAGAAGAUCAAGUCCUCUAUCCACCUCUUCUACCUAGCAAGGUCGAUCUCCGGCAGGUUACCAUAAUUCCACACAAUGAGUGGAAAAGGAUUCGAGAUAGCCUUGACAGUUUGACAAGAGAAGCAGCAUGCCUUCGUACAGAAAGAAAGGCAAAGAAAGAAAUGCAUUUCCGAUCCCAAGAAGUGGUAAAACAUUGGACUAAUACAUACGCAGGGAUGAAAGAACAGAAACUUGAAGCCAAAAAGAAGCGUGAUGAAGAAAUAGAGGCAGAAAGACAAAAUCUUGAUGUGGAGGAAGCAAUAUACAAACAAGGAGAAAGGAAAAAGGCUAUUGAAUAUGCAAAGCAAUAUCAAUUUUACCAGACAGAAAGAGUGAAAAAGUUUCAUUCAGGACUUCUUCUUAGUAGAGUUAUGAAAGAACGUGAUGCACAGAUUGAAUCCCAAAAGAAUAAAAUAAAAUCAGAUAAAAAAUGGGAAGAACAAUUAAAACUCAACAUUGAAAAAGCUUUUAAAGAAGAACAAGAAAAAGCAGAAAAACGACGCAGAGAUAGAGUGGCUCUUGCCAAUGAUCAUUUAAAACAAAUAAAGGAACAUGAAGAGGAAGAAGAAAGAAGGAGAAAACAUGAAGAAAAGGAUGCAGAGGAAAUAAGGCGACAGAAUUCAUUACAUGAAAUAGAAAUGAGGAAAAAACUAGAAAAGAGAAAAGAAGAGAUAAAUGAAAGCAGAAGGCUGUUUUUUGAACAUGUGAAUGAUAAAAAUAUCAUCAAGGCUGUGGAACAGCAGCAGCAAGAGGAGGAGGAUGAAAAGAUCAGAAAAUUUAUCAAAGCAAAAAAGCGUCUUAUGCAAAUAGGGAAAGAAAAAGAAGCUGAAACACACAGGCUAAUGGAAGAAAGGAGAGAAAGAAUAAAUAACUUCCUGAGUGAACUAAUGAAAGAGAAACUCGACAAUGAAGAUUUGAUUAUUGCUAGACAUACUGCAGAAGCUGAGGCUGAACGGGAAAAAAGAGAAAGAGAAAAAUAUGAAAAAAACAAGGCAGAAUUAAAAGCGAUUGAAGAACAUAGAGCUGUUGUGAUGAAAAAUAAAGAGGAAGAAGAAAGGCAGAGAAAACUAGAGGCUAAAAAACAAUUGCUGGCUAUCAUGAAAGCAGAUCAGAUUUUCCAGGAGCAUGAAAAGGAGAAAAAACGCAAAGCUGAUAAGGAACAUCAAAAAGUUCGAGAUGCUCAUAUUCAGCAAAUGGCCAAAAAUAAAUUUAAUGCAAAGCAAGAAAAACAAGCAGAAUUAGAGCAUUGCAGACUUACUGAAGCUCUUAUGGCUGAAAAGGAGAAGGAAUUUCAGGAUUAUGCCAGAGAAGUAAUUGAACUUGAGUCGGAAUCAAAUAAAUAUAUUUAUCCUCUUGUAAAAGCUGUACAGGAAGGACAUGGAGGUGGCCAUGGACCUGUUUUUGUGGACAGAGGUGGAAUAAGACCCAGUUAUCAGGCAAAUGAUGUCACUGGAGUCCAGCUCCCUUUUUGUAACUCUCAGGGACCAAAAUAUAAUUUUCAAAAGUCUAAGGGAAGGCUAGGUUUUACAUGGUAGGAAAAGGUUUAUUUUUGAUUGAGAAUAUUAAGGUGUAACUAAUAUGAGCUACAAAUAAAUGAAUUUUAUGCUUAUGAUUUGUUAAUAAAGCUGCUCAUCUAAGUGCAAUUAUGUCUAAUUGAUUAACUACCAAAGUUUAAUCCAAAUCCCUUUAAUACACAUGACAACAUGUGUAAUUUUAGCCUUUAAAAAAUAUGUACUCAGGGGCAUUAAGUAUAUUCAUAAUAUUGUGUAAUCAUUACCAUUAUCUAGUUCCAGGACAAUUAUUUCAUUGCUCCAACUGCAAAAUCUAUACGUAAGCAGUCACUUCCCAUUCCCUCUCCUUCUCCCUAGCUUCUGGCAACCACUGAUCUGGUUGGUCUCUAUGGAUUUGCCUAUUUUGGGAUAUUUUAUAUAAAUGGAAUCACAUUGUGGCCUUUUGUGUCCAGCCUAUUUCAUUUAGCUAUUUUCAGGUUUUGUCCAUGUUGUACCAUUAUCAGUACUUUGUUCCUUUUUUAUAAUUGAAUUAUAUUCCAUUGGAAAUAUUUUUCUCUUCAGCAGAAAUUUAUGUAUUUAUGCUUCAAUACAUAAUUUUUAGUUUCAAAAAACACUACCGUUAUUACUAACACCAUGAUUAUGGAGUUUGAUUCCUUUGUGGUUUAUUUUAUAGAGUAUCUUGCUAGACAUGUGCAAAUUACUGUUUUCAAGUUACCUGACAUAAUUCUUCUGUAAGUAGUAUUAACUACUUAUGAGCAGUAUUAACAUAUUAUGAGCAAUUUGAUACACAGGUGACUGUGAGGAUGAUGGCAUCCAAUCUGACUGGAAGUCUUGAAUUGUAGAAUAAGUUUCACACAUCCCAUCGGUAAACUGUGCUUGAGUGAAAUACAAAUGAUUUUCCUUUUUCACAUGGAUACUAAAUUAGUAUUUCUUUUGGCCUAGGGUUGCCACCACGUUAAAAUUACCCAGAUGCUAAGGCCCAAUGAACUAAUAGUCUGGAAACCUCUGCCAUGUAUCUUUUUUUUUUAAUUCCGUAUUAGAGAGUACUGUACAUUAUUUAGGGGUGAUUAUUAGUUUUGGAUGAAACUCACUUCACAUUAUAAAACAGAGAACAUGUUUCUACAAAAUGGUUAAUUUCAUAAGUGUUUUAUAAUCAACUUGAGUGAAGAACACAGAACACCAAAGACAUUACUAGUUUUUUUCCUUACAUAUACAGUUUGUUUUAUUAUUUUUAAUUUUUUUUAACAUUUAUUUAUUUUUGAGAGAGGGAGAGACAGAGCAUGAAUGGGGGAGGGUCAGAGAGAGAGGGAGACACAGAAUCUGAAACAGGCUCCAGGCUCCGAGCUGCCAGCACAGAGCCCGACGCGGGGCUCGAACUCACGGACCGCGAGAUCAUGCCCUGAGCUGAAGUCGGACGCUCAACCGACUGAGCCACCCAGGCACCCCGAUUGUUUUACUUUCAAUUGGGCUGGGCUUUCUACUAGAGUUAAGCACAUUAAAAACAAAAGCGCUAUGCAAACUUUUAAAAUUAAUCACAAAACAACUAAGUGAAAAUAACUGAGUUGUAAAGCACUCCAAGCAGUGGAAACACAACUGUUGUAACCUGCCAAUUUGAUAAAUCCAUAGCUAGGGGAGCCUGGGUGGCUCAGUUAAGCAUCCAACUCUUGAUUUCCACUCAGGUCAUGAUCUCAAGGUUUGUGGGAUUGAGCCCUGCAUUGGUCUUUGCACUGACAGCAUGGAGCCUGCUUGGGAUUCUUUCUCACCCUCUCUCUCUGCCCCUCCCACACUCAUAUUCUCUCUCUCUCUCUCAAAAUAAAUAAACUUAAAAAAAAAAAGAAAAAGAAAUCCAUAGCUAAAAUGUGGGGCUAAGAAAUUUGGGUAUGGGGGUAGGAGGUAUAAAAACUAUGAAUCAGUGCUUAAAAAUAAAAAGUAAAUACAGUAUUAGGUUGGGAAAUAUGUUUAAGAAGGAAACCUAGAGAGCAAUGAAAAUAGGAAAAGCAAAUUGAUACUAAAAGUAUUUUAAUACACAAUUAAUUUACACAGUCCAUAUGAAGCACUCACAUUUUUACAUAUUCUCCUGGCUAAAUAAAGCAUUUAAAAGCACUCCAGAAUUUGAGAAUUUAAUAUCACCUGUUAACACAUACAAACCACUGAAUGGUCAGAACAUUUUUAUCUAACCAUAUAUAUUUUCAGUGACUUUCAAGUUGGUGCAUUUCCCCUAAAUAUAUCUAAUUUAAAUAAAAAUGAAACUAAACAAGAAACCAAAAACUAGACAAUUUGUUUUACGAGUCAAUUAACAUCUAUAUGGCUUUACAAUGUUAAGUGUUAUAUUAAAACUGGCAGGCACAGGAUAUAAUACAGUGUUCCCAAUGCUGAGAAAUUUGGAGGAAUUAAAAAGCAAAUGGUAGCAUUCCAGUAGAUAGUAAUACAAAUUUCAAAUCUAACCUUAAGUUUGCUGAGGCAAAAGACACAUUGCAAUCUGAAGCAUUAUGAUUGAACAUUUACACUAGAAUUUAUCUCCAAACCUUCUGGAAGUCAUCACUGCUGAUUAAAUUCUUAAAGAAGUUCAGUAUUGUGAAACUCUUUGCUCAGUUUUUCCUAAUACAAAUUCUAUAUCCCCAUGGGUAAAAUAAAAGUAUUUUUUAGUUGAUUUAUCUUCAUUAUUUACUUUUAAUAAAAAUAAAGGUUGAAUAACUAAUACAACAGUAAUUUUAAAAAUACAAAACAAACUGUUAUAGUUUAUUUAAUACAAUGUUUAACUAUAAAAGUUGAUAGUUUCAGAGUUUAAAUUCUGUAAAAUGCAGUUUGCAGAAAACAGUUUUAACAGUUACUAGACUAAUGAUAAGAGAAGCAGCAUUUUGAAACUAAUUAUACAAUGUGACAACAGCUUUAUUCCUAAAUUUCAUUAAAAAAAUAUACAUCACAGUGACUUCUGAGCUAGGAAAAGAAGUGCAUUAACUUCAUUUAAGUUUUUCCCUUCCACAAAGAGAGCAGCCACAACUUUUAACAUCUCCACAUACAAAUACCCAAUUCGUUUAUCAAUCCUUCAAAGUACUAGAAACACACAAAAGAGAAACAAAAUAUACAGCAUAGGCUUUUGGUAACACAGGAAUUUGCUUUAAAAAAAAAAAAAAGCAGAAACACAAAUUAAUCCCACCACUUCCUCCUACACCUAAAAACAACACCCCUCAACAACUCCCUUCUCCAACCCUGCUGGUUUUUAAUUUAUGUGAUUUUUCAGUAUUUACAUCUUGUGUCACACCACAGGCCAGAAUUUGCAUUUGUCUGAAUCCUUUCAAGGCAGUUGGGAAACCCACUAUGGGCAGGUGUCAGCCAAUGCAGUACUUCCUGGAGUUUAUUACUUUUUAAAACAAGUAUUUGUAACAAAACAUAUCUUUUCACAAUAAGGUUAUAAAUCUACAAUCCUUGGAGAGUUUACUCAACUGUAAAUGUAUGAAUACUAAAUUGAAUAAUUACAGUACACAUGACCAAAAGGAGACAGAAAAAUACCCAUUUUAUGUUUCUUUAUAACAACCAACUGUAUAUGGUAUAUAUUUAAAGUACCUUCCAGUGAAGGUAAAGGGAACAAGUUUCUGUAGAAAUUUACUAUAAAAGGUUCAAAGUGUGAUGAAAAAACCCUGCCACCUGGAGUAAAGCACAAUGAGCUACUAAAAAAAUUAAAAAAGAAAAAAAACUUGUUCCAUAUACCAACUUGAAAACAAAUCAGAAUUGUCCAUUAAUAUCACUACUCAAAAUACUGGAAACCCAAUGUGUUCCUGUCCAUAAUAUUAAGAAAUAUUUACUUCUCAGUUUAAUAUCUUUCACUGGGUACAAGAAUCAAAGGCCAUUCAGCAAAGCCAAUAUGAAUCAGUAUCACACUUGUGCAAAGACAGAUUUAGCAAAUUUUUUGAAAUUUCUGUGAAGGCUUUGAUUAAGAAAUUCUAUUAGAACGUACAAUAAUACUCUAUGAACUCAUUAACUGUAGAGUAAUUUAAAAAUAUUUUAAUGCAACCCAGUAGAUUCUUUACAUUAACAUUAAUCUCUCUGUAGUGUCAAUUUCUGUGGCAGAUGGUUAACCCAAAAUAGAAUGAUAUAAUCAUAAAAACAAUUCUCAGAUAUCGCCAAACAAUAAAAUAAACCAAUUAAAUAUCUUUAGCGAAUAUGAAGUUAAAGACAGUUGGAGGUAAAUCAUAAGCUCAGACAUAACUAUAAAAUCAAUCUGACAGGAAAGAAAGAGCCGGCUUUCAGGAAGGAGUAUAUUCAAAGUAAAAGCUAAAGGUGCCACAACUAUUAAAAAUGUAAUGAAAGGACUGUUUGAGCUAUGUGCUAUUCAGAUGCAAAGGCAGACUUGAGGUACAGUUAACGCUGUUUAAUUAUUUUCUAAAUAUUUUUUAUAUUCAGAAAAUAAAAUCUGAUUGUCAUCUCUCAUCUCAAUUUCUUUACCGUUAUCUAUUCUACUGUAAAAACAGUUUUUAAACGUCUAUCGAUCUUAGCACAGAGUUGCUCUUUUGAUAAUCAGGAGAAUAUUACUUUCAGAAAUUUGAAUUCUUCCCCUUAUGGUUACUGGUCUGUAAUUUUUAGUAGAUAAAGCUCUGGAAUCAGACAACAUUAAGUAUUUUUACUUAGCAUGGGUUUAUUGUUGUUAUUAGAAAUCCUUUCUUAAAUAGCACCACCUUUCUUGAAGCUCAAAUAGUUUAUAACAAAUUUUAAAAAUGCAACUUACUGAAUUUUAAGAUAACUAGUUUAAAAUAUGUAACAGAUUAUAUAGCUUGGAACUCAAGAUUAAAUCAUCCCUAACUAAGGUAGGGUUUGUGGUCUAAGUCUCUAAGGAAUCAAUCACCCCAGAUUAUCAUAAAUAUCUAUUACCAUUAUCAUCAGGAAAAUAAAUUUAAAAGGACUCCACUGUGGAAAUUUGCUUCAAGAUAGUCCAAACAAUUUUAUAAUCAUUACCUACUAUUCUUUAUACAAACAGCUACCACAAUGCCAAAUGUGUCAUUACUGUAUUAAUCAAUACGGAAAGUAUUAUGUUAAGCACUGUUUUGCUCAGUACAAACAGCACUGAGUUAGUUACUGGGUUUUCCAAGAAGCUACCUUGGUUAAGAGGUGACACUACAUUGACAAAUAUUAAAGUACAAAACACUCUAAAGGCUACUAUUAAUUGGAAUUCUGAAAUUUCUUCUCAAAUGAGGCAGGUUUUGUGUUUGCUGGAUGUUCAAUAUUUUAUUUAGAAGAGAAAAUACAGGAAAAAAGGCCACACAUCACAAAAAUAGCAAUAUACAACACACAAAAAUUCUAAAUGGACUUUGGGUAUCUUUAUUGUUUAACUCUGUAAGCUAUCAAAUUUUGCAACUUUCUACUCUACUCUAUGUGGCAAUGUUACACAUGCCAAGCUAAAAUAAUGUUAACAAUAAUGGUACAAAGCCAUCUGAAUAGAAAGAAACCAGAGUCAUAAACAUGCUAUACCCUAUUGUGAUACAUAUAUAGAAAAGAUGCAUUUUCUUGCCAUUUGAAACUCACAGCUAUGAGAUUUAGAGAAGCCAGCUCAAGUUAAAAAAACAAAACCAAAACAACAACCAUGCAGAGCUAUCACUCAACUCUAUAUAGAUCAGUGGCCAAAAGAGAAAUCUUGGAAGUUAAUAUGUCAAUACUAACAAUUUUUAGAAUCUGUCUAACUUAAAAGACCUGCACAAGUGGUAUAUUUUAGUGAGUAAAGUAUCCUCAUUUUAGAGAAGGGUAAUGAUAAUAAAAAUAAAAGUGUUCCCCAAAGCAAAAGUUUCAUCUCUUCAGAUCAAAAGCAACAUACAACUGAGAAUUACAAUCUCAUCUUCUAAGGUAAGUUCUUGUCAAAUGCUGUAUAACAGCAAGUCAAACUCAAUCAGUACAUCAACUGAAAAAAAGUACUCAACUAUUUUUGUAGACAGUUCAGUAAAACAAAACUUGGUAGGAAAAAUAUUAGUAUGAAUCAAGCUAUGAAUGAAAUUAAAAAGAACAUAGGAAGUGCAAUAUAAAUAUUUUAAAGCACAAAUCACUAAAAAAUCCAAAGUGAUGACUUAAGGUCUCAAGUUAUUAGGAUCCUACUUUUCUGUGUAAUUAAAAGCUGUUGUGCUGCUGCAAGCCUCUAUUACAAAUGUAGUCAGAAAAUCUACACAAGAUUUCUUCUAUCUAGUGGCUUCUAAAGUUACUUUAAACAUGAGAAACACAAGCUUAUGUAACAAUGUAUUCCAACAAUCAGUUACCCUUGUUUUGAACUGGCUGAUCACACAAACUGGGAUGUAGAAAAGCGUAUUUGCUAUUAUUGGCUGAUUGUUGCAACACAAAAAUGCAUACAUGAAAUAGUUAAACACAGCACACAGUAUUACACCAAAAUGUUUUUCUCAUUUCAAGUUUAUUAAAACUUUAGCAGUACAAAUUAUCCAGGUUGCAGAUUAUCAAAAGAUCAACUCAAUAAAGUCCACAUUAAAAAAAAAAAAAAAGACAAACAUAAAA
Acinonyx jubatus (cheetah) is the source of this 8216-nucleotide messenger RNA. RefSeq names its product cilia and flagella associated protein 210 (gene CFAP210). The record is from RefSeq and is a predicted model, not a curated record. NCBI's taxonomy places the organism in Eukaryota, Metazoa, Chordata, Mammalia, Carnivora, Felidae. The transcript is spliced from 9 exons. The coding region runs from base 105 to 1754 and encodes 549 amino acids.